This is a messenger RNA of Adineta ricciae, 1299 nucleotides long. NCBI's taxonomy places the organism in Eukaryota, Metazoa, Rotifera, Eurotatoria, Adinetida, Adinetidae. The record is from the annotation of a GenBank genome assembly.
AUGUUUUUGUAUAAUUUAGUAUCAAAAAUUGUUCAUUUAUACAAAUUAAUUCGUUUAUUAAUAAAAUCUUUAAUAGAAUUGAAUAUUUUUAAUAAAUAUUCACAAGAUGAACAUGCACAAAAGAAUGGAAGAUUAUCAACAAAACUUUAUUUUCUCAUUUUAAUUCUUUGUUUAUUUAUUUUUGGAAUAUAUUUAUCAUUAGAAAAACAAACACAUAGAAAAUUAGUUUUAAAUCCAACAAAAAUUCAAUAUGAAACUUUACAAAAUGAAUCCUUUGAUGAAUUUCAAUGUCCAUGUAAUCAUAUCUCAAUAAAAUAUGGAGAUUUUCUUCAAUUUCAUCCGACAUAUCAUGAAUUAUGUUCAAGUAUAUUUGCCUCAAAUCUUUGGUAUAAUGCUUAUGUAAUUUGGAAUAUCACAAAUUCAUGUUAUUAUCCAUCGUUUCAAAAUUUAGCUUCUUUUUAUUUUUCACUUUUAUUAACAUUUUGUCAAUCGGCAAAUGAAACUAUUUCGAAUAGUUUAACACAAUUUUAUGCAUUGGAAUAUAUCACAUCUAAUGUUAUUCAAGAAAUUCAAUUUAAUUAUGAAAUUAUGUCAUUGAUCGAAUCAUUUCAAGUUCAAUUACAAAAUUUAUUUCGACAACAAUGGAAUUUAUUACAAAGUGUCUUAGCAAAUAAUCAAAUUAUCAGUGUACGAAAAACAAAUUUUAUUUUAAAUGGAAAAAUGAUGAAUCAAACAGUUGUUCCUUAUUCAUAUAUAAAACAAUAUGAAAAUUGUACUUGUGGAACAAAUUCACUUUGUUAUGAAACACUUGGAUUUUGUAUUCCAAGUCGACGUGAUUAUAUCAAAGGAAUGCGUGUUGGUUGUUAUAUGGUUGAAUCUUUAUUUUUAUCAACAACUGAAUGUUUUUAUGAUGAACACUGUCUUGAUAUUAUUAAAUCAUAUAUGAGAAUUUCAGCUCCAAUCUAUUCGAAAUUAAAUAUUUUAAAUAAAACUUUGCCAAGUCAAUAUAAAACAAAUGAUUCAAUUGAAAAAAUCCUGAAAAAUCUUUUUAUUGAACAAUGGAAUGAAUUUUAUUCGUAUGAAAUGUAUUUUAAUCAAUGUCAACCAUCGGUUUGUUCAUAUUUCAUUUCUCAAUCACCAAGUUUUAUUUCUACUUUUACAAAAUUAAUUGGAAUUUAUGGUGGUUUGAAUAUUCUUUUGAAAUUUUUUCUUCCAAAUCUCGUUUAUUUCAUUCGACGAAAGAAGAGACAACAAACAGGUAUUUCUUUUCUAUUAUGUUUUCACCAUGACAAUCAGUGA